GUCUUCUUCCUAUCAGAAAGAUAAGAUAAGAGAAAGAUAGACAACAAAAGCAGCUACUUAAGGUCUUACCAUCAUACAGGUUUUAGAACAGGCUUAGCAAGGAGCUGUAUCAUAUUUUAUAAAGUUAUUAAAUAAAAGCCGAAAACGUCACUGGUGCGAUGGACCAAAAACUCGAUGGCUGGUUUACGGAGCGCUCUCCUAUGUGGCCCGGACAAGCCUUUUCCCUGAAGGUUGAAAAGGUUCUUCAUGAGAAACAGAGCAAGUACCAACACAUUCAGCUGUUUGAGAGCUCCCACUAUGGGAAAGUGAUGGUGCUAGAUGGUGCCAUCCAGUUUACAGAGCGUGAUGAGUGCUCGUACCAGGAGAUGAUAACAUUCUUACCACUCAACUGUCAUCCUUCUCCGAAAAAGGUACUGAUUGUUGGAGGUGGUGAUGGGGGUGUUGCACGGGAGGUAGCCAAACACCCAGCAGUUGAGAAAGUGGUUCAGUGUGAAAUAGAUAAUGAGGUAAUAGAAGCUUGCAAAACUUAUGCUCCCUCGUUGGGAUGUGGAUUCAGCAACCCCAAACUGACUCUCUACACUGGCGACGGUGCAGAAUUCCUUGAGAAAACAGACGAGAAGUUUGAUGUCAUUAUCACCGAUGCGUCAGAUCCUGUUGUUGCCGAUGAUGACCAAGGAAGCUCCACGAAAGAUGGUCCAGCAGUGUCACUCUUCAAUGAGGCUUAUUAUGCGAAGAUGAAGGACAAACUGGCCGAUGGAGGAAUACUAUCAUGCCAGUGUGAGUCUAUGUGGCUGCACACUGACCUCAUUAUUUCCUUGAUCAAGACCUGCCGGACAAUCUACCCAGUGGUUGAAUAUGCUUAUACUUGCACGCCAUCGUAUCCCUCAGGCCAGAUUGGCUUUCUCCUCUGCAGUAAAAAUGAAAACACAAAUUUCAGGGAGCCGGUUACAGCUUGGGAUCUGGAAGCCGCAGAGAAGAUGAACUUGAAAUAUUACAAUUCCGACAUCCAUCGUGCUUCCUUCAUCAUGCCAACUUUCAUGAGGCGUGAACUGGAUAAUGUUAAAUAGAUGCCGGCUUAUUUGUCCUGUGUAUUUGAGCAUAAGUGAAGAUCAGCCUUUCUCAUUACUUGAUAAAAACUGUUAUUGCUAUCAUUAUUCCUUAUGAUUGAUAAGGUUCAGUAUAGUAUAGUUUAUUCAGUAGCUAAACUAAAUUAGUGAGUAUGGAAUUUGCCUUAGGUGCCACUUGUGUUUAAUUUGUUCCUUGUAAAGAGGUUAGCUUAAUAGUUUACAACCUACCUCUUUUCAUGUGAGAACCAUGAGCAUAUUCAACGUCACACUCAUAGAUGCAACAUCCCAAGUGCAAUCUCGUGUACCAUUCUGCUCCAUAGGUUGUCGUUACCUCUUCAGGAGUAACCCUAGUACAACAGCCAUUUAAACUCCCAUUCAUUCCAUACCAUACUUAGCAGGUAUACAAAAAAACAUAAUGAAUCUCCUUGAUAAUGAGGGAUAAGAUUUUGAUAUGUAAUGUGCAGAUUCAUGGAUUUUCAAGAUUUUUGAAAGGUUCAAAAAUAUUUUAAAAGAUUAUUUUUCUGUUAUUGGGAUAUGGUACUAGUUUACUAAUGUCAUAAAUAUGGUUCUAAAAUAGCCUUAACUAACUAGAUAUAAACAGGAAUAAUGUAGAAUUAAUGGUCUGUUUACUAAUUUUGGUGCUUUGUUGAUAAAAAUGAGUAAUUUGCAAUAAGACAUUGCCUUGAACAUUACCAUAACAUUUGAUAUAUGUCAGAUUAACAUCCACUGUUUUACAAAAAUAUUUUAGAAUUUUUUAUAAAGUUUUCUGGCAUGAAUUUAGUGAUGUUCACUUGAAAUACUAAGGUUCUUAUGUCACAGUGAACAAGAAUUCUUAAAGUAUAUUUGUAAUUAUUGAUGUUCUUUAAGAAUUUUUUAUCAUUAAAGAUUUCCACAGCAGGAAAACGGUUUAUCUUGCCCUUGUAAAACAGGAAUUAUACUUAUUUUUUUGCCAAUUA
Penaeus chinensis is the source of this 2023-nucleotide messenger RNA. RefSeq names its product spermidine synthase-like (gene SpdS). Bases 159 to 1067 code for a protein of 302 amino acids. The transcript is spliced from 8 exons. The record is from RefSeq and is a predicted model, not a curated record. Gene Ontology annotation, cellular component: cytosol. Lineage: Eukaryota; Metazoa; Arthropoda; Malacostraca; Decapoda; Penaeidae. Gene Ontology annotation, biological process: spermidine biosynthetic process. Gene Ontology annotation, molecular function: spermidine synthase activity.